CACCGAGCAGUUUGUAGUGAGAGCAAUUGUAUGGUUUUAUAUCCUAGUAUUUGUCAAAAUUUCGUAAGUUCAUAAAAGUAUUGUGUAUAUUUCGAAGAUUUUCAACAGAUCGAAAGCAUCCAGUUUAAAAAUAUUGGAAAACGGCAAUUCAAUCCGGAAGAAAACCAGUGAACCCAAUCGAAACCCGUGAAAUCCUCCCAGUGAAAAGAACCAUUAAACAUUUUAAUUGAUUGCAUUGUCAACAGAGCAACGAGAGGUUGUCCUUUUCCCCCCUCAAAUCUGUCGACGAAUUAGCAACAAAAAUAUAAACAUCAAACGAAUCGCCAAAGCCGGAAGAAGAUCCCUGCUCGGAGACAGUGAAACCACAGCUCUCGAGCGACUCGAAGUGCCCGGAAAGGGGGAAGAAAGAUUUUAAGAGUCUUCUAAUAGCCUGUGGAAAAUUGAUAUCCGUUCGUCUCGUCCGUACAUUGUCAUUCGGGUGUUAUUUUAACGGCAGGACAAAUAGAGAGUCCUUGAAGAGGACGAAGACGUACGGAGUGGGGGAAAUAAGUGAUGGCCAGGUAUAAAACGAGGUACGAGAACGCAACGGACCCCGCCAGGCAGACGCAAACAAUGUUGGACUGGGACAUUGACAUCUUCAACCUGGACAUUGGUGAUCAAGCAUUGGACAUUGGAUCCCUCAUAUCGGACGACUCCAUAUUCGGCACAUUGUUUCAAUCCGGCGACAUAAACGAGCACCUGGAGCAAACAUCAUUCUCAUCAUCGUCCUUGUCGUCAUCGCCGUCGUCGUCGUCAGACUUUGGGACCACAGCAUCACUAACGACUUACCCUUCGUCACCGUCGCCAUUGCUGUUUCAAUUGGACACGUUUACCCAGCAGCAGCACCAACAACCGACAGUGCUGAAACCGCACAAAUGCACAUUGUUCAACGAUGACAAGUUGAGUGACCUGGAUUCGGGAAUUUCAAGCGGCGCUUCUGUGGACUGCGAGGAGUUGGAUUGUGAGGCAUCGCCCUCGGAAGAGUCAACUAACGGUAGCGAUGCUGAAAAUGAUGAACCCGAGUUCAGACCGUUCAAUUGCUCCGAAUGUGGCAAAAGCUACACCCGGAAGCUGUACCUAAUGCGACAUUAUGUCCAGCAUACCCGGGAGCAGCCCUAUCGGUGUGAGGUGUGCGACAAAAGCUUUGCCUACGCGAGUUCACUGUCCACACACAGAAAGCAACACCUGGUCAGCCACGAGUUUAGGUGUGAAAUUUGCAGUCGAACUUUCCCCUCGGAGGAUCUGUUGGUGGCCCACAAAACGGCCGCACAUUACAGCGAUCGGCCAUUCAAGUGUAAGCUUUGCAAAAAGACGUUCGUUCUGCAGCAUGCAUACAAAAAUCACAAGAGAUGGCAUCAGCAGUUCAACCCUUACAAAUGCAUGGUGUGCGAUAAGCAGUUUAUGAAGAAAAUCAGUUUGAAGUGUCACCUGAGGGUACACACGGGUGAAAAACCAUUUUCUUGUGAUAUCUGCAAUAAAAGUUUCACUUUGUCCUCCACGCUGUCAUCCCAUAAGAAGCUACACGGUGAAAAGCCCGCUCUGCAGUGUGAAACAUGCGGUAGAGUUUUCACCCAAGCUAGCGCUCUUUCAACACACAAGCAUCUGCACACGGAAACUCGGCCCCACAGUUGUGACCUCUGUGGCAAACGAUUUAUAAGAUUACACGCCCUGAAAAUCCACAUUCGAACCCACUCCAAUGAGCGACCCUACCGAUGCGAUACCUGUCCGAAAACUUUCUCCGAGAAGCAUGUUUUGAUUAGGCAUCUCAAGACACAUACCAACGAGCGGCCAUACAGCUGUGACACCUGUGGGAAGGCAUUCAAGGAGAAGUACGAUCUCUUGCGGCACGUUCUCAUCCAUUCCGGCGUAAGGCCCCACAAAUGUGACGUGUGCUCGAAAACUUUUGUGCAGUCUAACGCCUUGACCAAACAUCGGAGGAGACACGCGCGGGUUGAGACGGUGGCUGACAAGGAGAUGACUGUUACAGUAAUGGAAGAUAGGUGCGAUACUCCACUCAGUACGCAAAUGCUGGAUGGUGAGGUGUUAGAUACAUAAAACCUGUUGAGAUUUGAUUUCAUUGAAAAUAGUCGCAAGGUUUGUAAAAAUAAAAGACGACACAUGCAGUG
This is a messenger RNA of Toxorhynchites rutilus septentrionalis, 2165 nucleotides long. Its product is annotated as zinc finger protein 737-like. Gene Ontology annotation, molecular function: RNA polymerase II cis-regulatory region sequence-specific DNA binding; DNA-binding transcription factor activity. Lineage: Eukaryota; Metazoa; Arthropoda; Insecta; Diptera; Culicidae. The transcript has 5 exons. Bases 553 to 2094 code for a protein of 513 amino acids. Gene Ontology annotation, biological process: regulation of transcription by RNA polymerase II. The record is from RefSeq and is a predicted model, not a curated record.